CCGGGCGCCGCCGAGCCUUCCGCCUGCCUGGAGGCGGCCACGCGUGCCUGGCGCGGCCUGCGGGAGCGCGGCGAGGCCGUGCCGCUGGGCCCUGGAGUGCCCGCCCUAGUGGGCAACGGCUUCCUGGCGCUGGACGUGACCUCCAACCGGCUGUGGGUGACUCCCGGGGAGCGGGAGCCCGCCGUGGCGCCGGACUUCGCGCCCUGGGUGCAGCUGCGCCCGCUGAACGCUCUGGCCGAGGCGGCCGAGGCGGUGCUGCUGCUGCGGGAGGGGCUGCUUCGCCGGGUGCGCUGCCUACAGCUCGGCGCUCCGGGCCCCGGCCCUGCCGCCGCCGGCGCGGGUCCUGCCUCGGCCGCUGGCCUCUCCUCCGGCGCUGGCCGCGACUGCGUACUGCUGCAGGAAGACUUUCUGGCGCACCGGGGCCGACCCCACGUCUAUCUGCAGCGCAUCCAGCUCAACAACCCGACGGAGCGUGUGGCCGCACUGCAGACUGUGGGUCCCACCGCCGGCCCGCUGCCCAAGGCCUUCACCAGUACUCUGGAGAAGGUCGGAGACCAUCAGUUUCUCCUCUACUCCGGCCGGUCCGCCGUCUUUCCCGCGGGCCCGGUGCACCUGGUCGUGGUGGCCGCCAAGAAGCUGGUGAACCGGCUUCAGGUGGCUCCCAAGUCGCAGCUGGACGAGACGGUGCUGUGGGUAGUACACAUCUCCGAGCCCAUCCUCCCCCAGCUGCUCAAAAUCAGAGCAGCCAAGGAGCUCAAGGUUCUCCAGGACUUGGCCCGGAAGGAAAUGCUGGAGCUCUUGGAGAUGCCGGCAGCUGAGCUGCUUCAGGACCACCAGCACCUCUGGGCUCAGCUCUUCAGCCCAGGGGUGGAAAUGAAGAAGAUCACUGACAUGCACACACCGUCGGGCCUGACUGUGAACCUGACACUCUACUACAUGCUGUCCUGCUCACCAACCCCGCUGCUCAACCCCUCCCUGAACCGCCGGGAGCGGGAGCAGAUGGAGGCCAUGCUCAGCUACGAAGACCACUGCUUCAGCGGCCACGCCACCAUGCAUGCUGAGAACCUGUGGCCAGGCCGGCUGGGUUCGGUGCAGCAGAUCCUGCAGCUCUCUGCCCUGUGGAGGCUGACCCUCCAGAAGCGCGGCUGCAAGGGGCUGGUGAAGGCAGGUGCCCCCGGCAUCCUUCAGGGCAUGGUGCUCAGCUUCGGGGGGCUGCAGUUCACUGAGAACCACCUACAGUUCCAGGCUGACCCCGAUGUGCUGCACAACAGCUAUGCGCUGCAUGGGAUCCGCUACAAGAACGACCACAUUGACCUGGCCGUGCUGGCAGACGCUGAAGGCAAGCCCUAUCUGCAUGUGUCUGUGGAGGCCCGCGGGCAGCCCGGCAAGAUCUACGCCUGUGAGGCAGGCUGCCUGCAGGAGCCGGUGGAGCUCACAGCUGCACCCGGUGGCCACACCUUCUCCGUCAUGGUGACGCAGCCCAUCACACCGCUGCUCUACAUCUCCACAGACCUCACGCACCUGCAGGACCUGCGGCACACGCUGCAUCUCAAGGCCAUUCUGGCCCACGACGAGCACAUGGCUCAGCAGGACCCUGGGCUGCCCUUCCUCUUCUGGUUCAGCGUGGCCUCUCUCAUCACCCUCUUCCACCUCUUCCUCUUCAAACUCAUCUACAACGAGUACUGCGGGCCCGGAGCCAAGCCCCUCUUUAGGAGCAAGGAAGAUCCCAGUGUCUGAGGGAUUUCAGUCUGUGCUCAGCCACCAUUUGCACAGAUAGCACUGGGCACUCUGCGGCUGCGAGCGGGGUCCUCCGGAGUACCCACCCUUUGUGCCUUGUCCGGGACAGCGACGCGACAGCGAUGGUGGAUACAGGUCGGCAUCGGAAGGACGAGAGCCGCGCAGGGAGGGAGGGGCCGCGGGCAUCGCGCGAGCUUUCUGCUCAGCGAAGUGAACUGGUAGGGAAUACUUGAAAUUGAACUCUCUCUCCUUCCUUUCUCCCUGUUCCUGUCCCAGGAAGCACCCCCUUUUCAAAAGACUCGUUUAGAAAAUGGUGUUCUUUUCCUCACCUAAUGUGUCCCCCCCCCUCCCCCCCCCCCGUACCGGGAAUCGAACUCACGACCUUGCAUUUGCCAGGCAGGUGCUGUGCCGCUGAGCUCUUAUCUCCGGCCCAAUGCAUUCUUUCUUGAAUGAAUUUUCUAAUUUAUUUUUGUUGGGAUCUCGCUAGGUCUAGGUAGUGAGUGCUGGCAGCAACGCCCGACCCCCAGGGGCUUGGCCUCCUCUCAGGGGACAAUGUGGCCACCCUGUCCCCUGGGUUUGCACAUUGACUCCUAUCAUGAGCCUGUGGACAGCUGUGGUUUUGUACUUUUGGGCUUCGGGGUGUUUAACUUUUUAGUGAUUGAUGAUUAUUGGGAUUUGAAAUACCAAAGCUUUUUUUUGUUCUGUUUUUAAAUAAACUUUCAAAUUUCCCUGAC
This is a messenger RNA of Octodon degus (degu), 2471 nucleotides long. Its product is annotated as KIAA2013 ortholog. The annotation marks the transcript as partial. The transcript has 3 exons. NCBI's taxonomy places the organism in Eukaryota, Metazoa, Chordata, Mammalia, Rodentia, Octodontidae. The record is from RefSeq and is a predicted model, not a curated record.